This is a messenger RNA of Fusarium odoratissimum NRRL 54006, 240 nucleotides long. RefSeq lists its product as uncharacterized. The transcript has a single exon. NCBI's taxonomy places the organism in Eukaryota, Fungi, Ascomycota, Sordariomycetes, Hypocreales, Nectriaceae. Bases 1 to 240 code for a protein of 79 amino acids. The record is from RefSeq and is a predicted model, not a curated record.
AUGGUGGAACGAAUUAAAGAUUCUGCCGGAGCUAGAGGAUGGCGGUUAAGUGACAUUAUAGACUGGGAAACAGCAGGAUAUUAUCCUGAAUAUUGGGACUACACUAAGAGCAUGUUUGAAGAAUUUCGGUGGCCAAGGAGGUAUAACGGGAUGACGCAAGACGUGUUCAACGAGUUUGGUGAUUACAGUGAGGAAUUAGGUGUAGAGAGGCGGGCUUGGGCGUUAGGAGACGGAAUUUAG